Molecule: messenger RNA, 1410 nt
Organism: Andrographis paniculata
Lineage: Eukaryota; Viridiplantae; Streptophyta; Magnoliopsida; Lamiales; Acanthaceae
Product: phytochrome-associated serine/threonine-protein phosphatase 3
Exons: 10
Coding region: 195-1106 (303 amino acids)
Biological process (GO): peptidyl-serine dephosphorylation
Cellular component (GO): cytoplasm
Molecular function (GO): protein serine/threonine phosphatase activity
Source: RefSeq, a predicted model, not a curated record
UAAAAAAUUACCAAUUUGCAGCACGCCCUCUCUCUCUCUCUCUCUCUCUUCCAUCGGCUUCUUCGAUCGAUUUCGUGCCCUUGGCCCCGGAUUUGCAUCAGCAUUCGAAGUGGGGUGCUGAUUGGAUUCGUCGACGACUGUGCAAUAUACGUCGGAGAAUUAGAUUUUUCAGUUGAUUGGGAGAGCCAAGGGGGAUGGAUUUGGACAAAUGGAUUGUUAAGGUGAAGGACGGACAGCACUUGUCCGAAGAUGAGCUUCAGCUCCUCUGCGAAUACGUAAAGGAGAUCCUAAUUGAAGAAUCAAAUGUCCAGCCCGUCAAUAGUCCAGUCACAGUAUGUGGGGAUAUCCAUGGACAGUUCCAUGAUUUAAUGAAACUCUUUCAGACAGGAGGUCAUGUACCAGAGACGAACUACAUCUUUAUGGGGGAUUUUGUUGAUCGUGGUUAUAAUAGUCUAGAGGUUUUUACAAUUCUUUUGCUUCUCAAGGCGAGAUACCCAGCUAAUAUUACUCUCCUACGUGGAAAUCAUGAAAGCAGGCAACUAACCCAGGUUUACGGAUUCUAUGAUGAAUGCCAGAGGAAGUAUGGAAAUGCUAAUGCAUGGCGUUAUUGCACAGAUGUCUUUGAUUAUCUAACCUUGUCAGCAAUUAUUGAUGGAACGGUACUUUGCGUGCAUGGUGGCCUAUCCCCAGACAUUAGAACUAUCGAUCAGAUUCGACUCAUUGAACGGAACUGUGAAAUACCCCAUGAAGGGCCCUUCUGUGACUUAAUGUGGAGUGAUCCUGAAGAUAUCGAGACGUGGGCAGUGAGUCCUCGAGGAGCAGGCUGGCUUUUUGGUUCCCGGGUUACCUCUGAGUUCAAUCACAUAAACAAACUCGACCUGAUUUGCCGUGCCCAUCAGCUAGUCCAAGAGGGUCUAAAAUACAUGUUCCAAGAUAAAGGACUCGUCACCGUAUGGUCUGCACCAAACUAUUGCUACCGCUGUGGAAAUGUUGCGUCAAUUUUGAGUUUCAACGAGAAUAUGGAGAGGGAAGUGAAAUUUUUCACAGAAACAGAGGAAAACAACCAAAUGCGAGGACCCAGAACUGGAGUGCCUUAUUUUCUGUGAUUGGGAAUCGUUAGGUUCGAAGAAACACAGGAUGUAGGUACGGUACACUGCUAUUGCUGCUGCUCUCAAGGAGAGUUUUCGAAAGGACAAUCAUCCCAUCCCGGUUGGUGUUGUUCUCCCUCACUUGCUGCUUUUCUUUAUUGCUUCAUUAUGGGUUUACUUACAUGAUGAUGAUGAUAUGAUAGUAUGUUGUUACUUGUUUUGUUUGGGUUGUUGUUGAUUGUUUGGAUUAUUAUUCAUAGUUGAAUUGAAUUUACAAUGAAUGAAUGAAUGAAUUAAUGGUGUACAAGUAACUUUUAGACAA